This is a messenger RNA of Zea mays, 1475 nucleotides long. Its product is annotated as Zinc finger protein. Gene Ontology annotation, biological process: response to gibberellin; trichome differentiation; trichome morphogenesis. NCBI's taxonomy places the organism in Eukaryota, Viridiplantae, Streptophyta, Magnoliopsida, Poales, Poaceae. The coding region runs from base 235 to 1179 and encodes 314 amino acids. The transcript has a single exon. Gene Ontology annotation, molecular function: DNA-binding transcription factor activity. The record is from RefSeq and is marked validated.
AUCGCAUUCCAUUCACCCCCAUAUGGCCAUAUCCUGCAAUAUUCUAAAACUUCGCCGCAACCAAACGUCUCCACACGCACUAGCGCGGAGCGGCGGCAGCUACCUUUCCUCCAUCACUUCUUCGCCUUCCUCUCCCAAUCAAACCCUAACCCUACGCUUAGCUAGCUAGCUACACGUACCCGCCGCUCUCAAGCUAGACCAGAACCAGACCGAUCGAUCGAUCGGUUUAGCAGGAUGAGCGAGCGAGAUGCGCGUGACGAUGGGAACACCACCGGCCGCAGCGCGCCGGCCGCGGGCAUCGACUCAUUCUCGCAGCUGCCGUUCAUCCGCCCUCUAGCCCGCGAGAAGCAGAAGCAGCAGCCGCCUCCAAGCUCAGGGACAUCGUCCGGCAUCCGGCUGUUCGGCGUCGACGUCCCACCGGACGCUGUCGUCCCUGCCCCGGCCUCCCCCGCCGACGACGUGGAAGAAGAAGAUAGCUUUGUCAACGAGAGCACCGCCAACAACUCCGCUGCCGAGACGGCGGCAGGUGCUGGGGGAGGAGGCAGCGGCGACGGCGACGGAGUCGGAGGGGCCCGGCGGAAGUUCGAGUGCCACUACUGCUGCCGGAACUUCCCCACGUCGCAGGCGCUGGGUGGGCACCAGAACGCGCACAAGCGGGAGCGGCAGCACGCCAAGCGCGCGCAGUUCCAGACCGCCAUGGCCAUGCACCAGCACCGCAGCCAGUACUACUACCCGCACCCGGUCCCGGACCCCGCCCACCUCUACCCCGCCUUCGCGGCUUAUAGACACCACCACCGCUUCGCCGCCGCCACGCCGCCGCCGCACUACCCCUCGUGGGCGGGCGCCACCAGCAGGCACUACAGCAGCGGGCCCGGGUCCAUCUCGCAGCCGAUCGACGGCAGCCCGGUGACGCCGCCGUCCGGGCUGUGGCUGCAGGUCCCCACGGGCGGCGGCAUCCUAGUGGGUGGUGCUCCGUCUCCGUUGGCCGCCGCGCGACGUCAAGAACAGCCCGUGCAACCACUUCCGGUACUCGGAGCUGAGGAACCCGCAGUGGUGGGGCGGGGAGCUGCUGGCUCAGCGCCCUUCUCGCCGUCAACCUCCUCCUCGUCAUCGCCGGCCGCUUCGCCUCAUAAGCGCCCCGCCCCGCCGGAGAAUGUGAGUUUGGAUCUGAGCUUGUAGCCGCGAGAAAUGACGGUCGAUCGUCCGUACGUAAAAUUGCUGGUCUUCCACAAAGCAAAAUUGAGUGCCCUCUUUUUUUUUUUGGCCUCCUGCCGUCCCAUGCUUGCAAUUUUUCAGUUCAGCUUCUAUGUCCAGAGAUAAUUAAGAAAACAAAUGAUCUUUCUCAACUGUUAGUUUAUCUGCGCUUCUGGAACUGUUCAGUUCCUUUUUGAACAAUUCUUUUAAUUAGCUGAAAUUUCGAACGGGAAAAGGGAUUAUUAUUGCUGGUGAAUGGAGUAAUUGACAAUAUUAGAUUC